CAUGAAAAUGGAAAGGGAGUUUAGUUUUUUGAACUCCUGAAAUUACAUGGCAAAAAUGUGUUGCUUGAAGGGUUCUGCUGUGCCGCAUCUAUGAUACGGAUAUAAUUUCAUGUUAAAAAAUUGCAACUGAAAUUUGUACGAAAUAUUGGCAAAGAGGUGUCGUGAAUUAUAAAAAAAGAAUUGAAACGUGUGUUAUAUUCAGCAUGGAAUGGGAAAGCACAUGGUGGUCAAUGAUGGUGGAAUAAUACUAAGCAGUGGGGAGUUAACCAAAAGUAACCGCGUUGUAUGAAUGGAGUAUGAUUUUUCAUUGACCUAAGUUUGUAAUUUUAAUAUUGUAAUCGAAAUUUAAAGUUAUGCUUAAAGUUAUUAUAGAGAAAUACAAACAAUAAGUAAAGAAUACUUUAUAAAAUUCGAAAUCAAAUGCAGUCUAAUUGUUUUAUGUGAAUUUCGUUUUGCAAUGGGAAAAGAGGUUAUGCUUUAAAGUAUUUUGUUGAGUUGACUGAAGAAUUAUAUGAAUUAACAUAUUAAUUACUGGAGAAAUUUAGAUCAUAUUUAAUUUCUGCAUAAUGGACGGAGUAGGAUUGUACAAUACUUUUCUCCAAACUCAUCAACCUCAAUUAGAAUCAUCCGGAGUGCCAAGACUGUUCUGGGAAAUUUUAUUUAAAAAACUUCAGUACCAAACUUUUGAUUCUGGUCUAGUGUUUCAAUUAGUAAGAAUCGAUUAUGAGGAUUCUAUUAGAGGUCCAAAAGAUCCUGUCUGGAAACUCUUUGUUUCUUGUGAGAACGGCAUAUCGACUCAAGAUCCAAAUAAUAUUUAUUUAAUAGAUCAUGCAUGGACUUAUGAUGUUGCAAAUGCCAGGCAAAAUUUAUCAAAUAUACCAGGUUUGUUGGAUCGUAUGUGUACCUUAAUUGGUUUUGACAUUGAAGAGGAAGAGAAUGAGAAAAUAGAAUAUGUAAUGAAUGAAAUGUGGAGAUAUAAUCAGGCUUUUUCUCUAAAUAGCGGUUCGAUAGAAGAUAGAAUGCCAAUAUGGUACAUAAUGGAUGAAGUAGGAUCAGCAAUAAAUCACAGCGAUGACCCUAACUUCAGGACAGUGCCUUUCUUAUACUUACCAGAAGGGAUUACUUAUACCUUACUGUUUCCUAUAAAAGAUGCCGAUUACGAGGAUGAAGUUACAAGAGAUUUUGUAGAGGGUCAAACAAAUGAUCCAAGGAAAAGGCAAGCUUUGCUAUUACCAUGGGUAGAUGUCUCAUUUGUCGGAGAAAAUUUUGUACAAACAGAACCAGAUGAAAGUUAUUUCUUAGCAGGUCAUAUUCGUGAGAGUUUACCAGAAAAGAUAGAUUUACAGCUUCUUCAGCGGGACAAAAACGUGAAACUGAAGGUAUUCUCACAAUAUACAUUUAUAAAUGAUUACCUAACUGAUCCUGCAUUUGAAAUAGUAAACAACGAAGAGCAGGCUGACAUUUUAUGGUAUACUUCGCAUUUCAAAGAUUACAAAGAACUCAGCAUCCGUUCACCGCGAGUUUUUAUAAAUCAGUUUCCAUUUGAAAAUGUUCUAACUAUAAAAGACUUACUGUCAAUAAUAUGCAGAAGAAAAGCAGGUGAGAGAACAUAUGAUCCUGAUACUCUUGAAACAUUCCCAGAGUGGUUACCUACUACUUACAAUUUAAGCAUGGAAUUAGUACAAUUUGUCGCGUACUUCGAGCAAAGGGAAUCUAUGGGUUUAGAUAACCAUUGGAUAUGUAAGCCUUGGAAUCUCGCCAGAGGAUUGGACACUCAUGUCACAAAGAACUUAUUCCAUAUUUUACGGUUACCUAGCACCGGGCCAAAAAUUGCCCAGAAAUACAUAAACGAUCCCGUUUUAUACGAAAGAGCAGAAAUUGGGAAAGUUAAGUUCGACGUGCGGUACGUGAUAAUGUUGAAAUCCGUGAAACCUUUGAGGGUGUUCGCCUAUAAAAAUUUCUUCUUAAGGUUCGCGAACAAGGAAUUCGCUUUAAAUAAUUUCGACGUGUACGAACAACAUUUCACUGUCAUGAAUUAUUCAGAGGACAGACCGCUUUGUCACGUAAAGUGUGCGGACUUUAUCUUGGAAUGGGAGAGGCAGUAUCCGGACUUCCCAUGGAGAGAUCGAGUCGAGCCAAAGAUUCUGCAUAUGUUUCGAGAAGUUUUCGAGGCUGCGGUGAUGGAAAAACCUCCGAAAGGUAUCGCUGAAUGCCCGCAAAGCAGGGCCGUGUACGCAGUCGAUCUGAUGCUCGAAUGGAAGCAAAACUCGAUGCAACCUGUUUUACUCGAAUUCAAUUUCUCUCCCGAUUGUAAAAGAGCUUGCGAGUAUUAUCCAUCUUUCUACAACGAUAUCUUUAAAUGUCUGUUUCUGGAUGACGAUAAUCCGGCAAUAUUUCACGAUCUGUGCUCAUAGAGCAAUUAAAUUCUGCAUGAAUUGAAUUACGAUGGCGUAAGUGCAGCAUGCUUGCGCCAUAAAUAUCGAGAAGCUAUUAACGAUGGUUUCCAUGGUCAGCGUCCUGACCAAAUACAUUUAUUUAUUCAAAGCCAGUCGGAUACCGCAUUUCGUAUGCGAUAAUGAGCUGAAGUAGCUCUAGUAAAUCUGCAUAUGCGAACGUUAAGGGUACAUUUGCUCUGUAAAUAAUUUCCACCUACCCAUAACUUGACGCUGCAAUGGCAAGACUAUCGCGGUACCUAAUGGAAUAAUAAACGAGGGAGCAAUUGGAACUGUUUCCACGAUAGCCUACUUACUCUCGUAACCGUACACUUUGACGAUGCGUUUGUCACGAAAAGGUGCACCGUUCACGAUUAUUAUCGCCCAUUCCGCUUUUUGUCACUUAUACAUUCUCUGGGAGAAUUUGAUCGAUCGUGGUAAUAAAGAUGCGAUGUAACGAAGCGUAUCUAAUUACUCGUUACCAUCCUAUUUUGUUCAUUUCCCAUUUUUAUUUUAAGUUCAAUCAGCUUGCUGCCGUUCUUUCGCGUAAAAUUGUAAUCGGUUAUGAUACGUAGUCUGCGAGAAAGUUGUAUAGAAUUGUUACUCUUUUUCUUAUUGUUUUGUUAUAUAUAUGUUUAAGUCAGAAUUGAAUCGUUCGCGAACACGACAAGAUCCUCAUGUCUUUAACGAUGGUUGAUUAGCAGAAACUCAUAGAGAAAGUUGAACAACGGGAACAGUUUCGAUCACCUUUUGCACAUGCAAUUUGCAAUUUUUCCUCGCGUGCGGCGCCAUAAUCAACCGCAAUCAUUAUUUCUUUAUUUCAGUUGGCAAACGACCCUAGUCGAAUCACGCGUUCGCCGACAAUGGUUUCGCAAAACAAUGAGCCCCGCACCAUCGUAUUUUGUUAAUUAUCGUGCCGUUCGUUAUUCGGUUAUUUCGCAAUGCGUUUCGUCGGUGGUCGCGCUCAUUCGAAAAAGCUUUCUCGUCAACUUUCAAGCACAAAGCUCGCUGCAUGCAAUUAUACAAAACGUGUAUCAACGCUCGGAUUCGGCGAAUCGAACGGUGUUAUGUUUGUCACGUUUCAGAAAAUUAUUGAAUCGAAAUUAUCUGUCGAAGAAAAUGAAAACGAUAAAUGGACGUGGAACAAUGAUAUCAAUGUUGCGCGUCGGAUUAAUAUACGCGAAAAUGGGCUAUUUAUUAUUUCUGCAAAUUUGUUUAUCUGUUGUAUAAUAUAUAAGGUAUUAAAUUUGUAUAAAUUUUCA
This is a messenger RNA of Megachile rotundata (alfalfa leafcutting bee), 3694 nucleotides long. It is a transcript of the gene TTLL12, whose product is annotated as Tubulin tyrosine ligase-like 12. Gene Ontology annotation, cellular component: cytoplasm. The record is from RefSeq and is a predicted model, not a curated record. NCBI's taxonomy places the organism in Eukaryota, Metazoa, Arthropoda, Insecta, Hymenoptera, Megachilidae. Gene Ontology annotation, biological process: protein modification process.